CAGCACCGCAAUCCGCGGGUGACCAUAACAAAACGUGCCGUGCUUGGGCAAACUCUCGUCACUCUACCUGUCAGGUACACUACACCUGUCGAUCGAGAAUCCAUAUCUAGACGACCGAUAGCGGAAUUUGAUGAGAGAAUUACACGACACAGACCCUGCGCCGUUGCUUUGAAUGUUAGUGGAAGAAAUUCUAGUGUUAUCGAGAGUUAUUCGGGUAGUGAGAAAAGGAAAAGAUGAAGGUCUUUGACAAAUCGGGUCACUGGAAGGAGAUGGUGAGGUGAUAAUUGUUUGUUUCCCUCGAGUGUCUCACGAAGAAGAGAGUUAUGGGUAAUAUGUUACCCUCGUAGUAUCGGUCUCAGUUUAAAAGAUGAAGAGUAUGACCAUCUCAUCGCUACUGUAAUCCUCCGAGGUCCGACGCCAUGCAUUUCUGGAUCGACAAACGCAACGUCUGUGGCCAGCGUCGUCUGUCUCAUCUCUGGCCCCCUCCGCCUUACUUGCCAAAACCUCGCCACACCCCUAUGGUCACCCCUGUCCACAGGUUUCAGCGCAUCGAGUCGAUGCAGUUCGACAAUCGCCGUCGAUCUGAAGGUGGGCGCGGCCGUUGCAAUCGUACUCGACGUGUUGGCUCUGUCACGAGAUCGACCCCUGACAGCGAAGACGAGAACAUCCGGACCUACCUGGCGGAUUCCGUUCCACAGACGGCAGCCUCCGGAGAAGAGGUCUGCCUUACCCGUUUAAAUGGCGCCUCUUCCACCAGUCGGUCCUCUCGACGAGUGUCAAUCUCAGAUAUCGAUCCGAGUGAGGUUUAUGAUUACACCAACACGCAACAGAACUUCAACCUUUUCCACAUGGGAAGUGUUAAUUGGUGCGUCUGGGCAGUUUUCAUCCUUGUCACCAUGCUUUUGGUUCCGGCCCACCUCUACCUGAAGAACUUUGACUACAGAGGGGAACUUCUCGGCAUUUUCUUCGUGAUCAUCCUUCUGUUCCUGGUCUGUUUCUCGGUGUCGCUCUUUCACACGAAGACCAGGGCUAUCCUCCUGCAUCGACUCAAUCUUGAGGACGAUGCCCGGAUAGGGUGCCACGAGGACGCCGAGAGGGGCUCCCCAUCACGCAGACGGCCCCUUUUCCCAGCGAGCGCCUUAGCCAGCAACAGACGAUCGCGUCAACAGGCUUAUCCACCCGUCCGUGUUUCUAUGUCAACACCGAACCUCAUCGUCAAUGGACAAUCAGCGAACUUUCACCCGAGAGACCGAGUCUCAAGGUCCCACUCUCAGGCCUCUCGAGGAAUCUUCAACGCCACGACAGACUCCUACGACGGAGACCUCAGAUCAGAAGCCUCUCCCUCCAGAGAAGCCAGCAGAGAUCCACCACCUUAUCACGUGGCUAUCCUUCUCCCCGCCCCCACGCAUAACCCCACAGUUAGAAACUGUGAAACACCCCCUCCUGCAUAUGAAAUUGUUCAGUGAUAUUUUGACAGUAUUUGCUCCGUAUAUAACUCUAAAAUGACGUACUUUAUUAAAGACUACUAAGAUGAGAUAACAUUGUUACGUAGAAAGCUUUUCUCAUAGUUCUUCAACUUAUCAUUAGCUGACCUGGAUGGGUCUUAGCAUUCAACAUAUUACCUUCAGGAAUUUGGUGAGCAUAAUGAGGCUAUAAUGGGCGAACUAUUUCAUUGUCGGUAUUCAGAACUUGACCUAUGUCAUAACUUUCCAAAUUGUUUGAGUAGUUGUGCCACAGAUUUUCCAGUGGAAUUAUUAAACCGCAGACAUGCUGCAUGACAUGAAUGCCUUCCAUGUCAUUUUACUGAAAUAAAAUUGGCAAAUUCGUUUGCUUUACACUUAGACUUAGCAAUAGAGAUUGAUGAUCUAACGUGAAUGCGUUGUUCGGUGGUGAAAAGAAAGUAGAGAUUUUCAUAUCUUCAUUUUGUUUUCCUGAUUUCUUUGUGUAAGAGAAGUAGAACUAAAUGUGCUGAAUUUUUACAAAAAUCUAAAAUCAUCUAAAGUAAAUAAAUUGAUAAUGGCUAUGAUUUUGCUCGCUGGAAAGCUGCUUGUCAAUUAUCAAGAGGAAUUUCCUCUGUAUACAUCAGAUAAAGGGUAUAAACUGUUAUGUAGAAGCGAAAUUUUUCUUAUGUUAAUUUUCUCUUUAAUCGUACUAAGCAAAGGCGUACAGCAAUGAGAUGAAUAUGGAAGUCUUUACAUACUAGAUAGCCUAUGAUAUACAUUCCGUUGCUGAACUUUUUUUUUUAGAUCACGUGUAAGUAGGACAUAAACACUAGAUUUUCAUGAUUUAGAGGGGUAAAAUGAAGUUUAUCAGAUUUGUCUAAAGUUAAUGAAAUAAAUAGGGCAUUCGAAUGAUAUUUUACGCUACUUGACGCACAAAAGGGAACUUACUAAAUGAUAGGAACAUUAUACAGACAGGUAUAAAAACGAGGUGUAAUUCUAUUGGAGAUUCAUGCUGUUGGCCUCACAAAGCAGCUGACCAUAUUGGCAGUCUGAAGACCGCAGAAAUAUCCGGUGUCGAGCUUCUCCGAACUACCUUUAUGUUCUCCUACAUAAUCACAGGAACUUUUUUUUUUUUAUAAACGGAACACUUUAAUUUGUCGAAAGAACACAGUUUGGGAGGUAAAUAUUCAGCGAUUUGAAUGAAGUUUCAAAUAUCUAACACGAAUCAGAUGUGUACCACCAAAUUUGAGUAAAAACACGACACAACGAAUCAAAACAUAUGGAAUAGGACACCAGGCAUUAAUCACAAGUGACGCUGAAGUCUAGGGAAAGUGAGUUAACACAUUCCAAAGCAGCGAAAUCAUCAGUCAGACAUUCAGAGUACCAAGUUUUCUUUUGUCCCUCAGGCACCAAGCGUCUAGCUCAAAGAAGUUUGUUGAACGUCAACAAAUUAAAAUGACUCGUACAAAGAUAAUUAUUGCUAUCUUCGGUCAUACAACUGUUGCAUUUGUUAAAAACCUAAUUCUGAUUUCUGCGUGCUCCCUCAUUGUUAAGUUUUAGCCGUUUUACUUCCCUUUGUAAAAGAACUCACCAUUCUGCCAACUGCUUUUCCCACUCCUUUAGGCCCUGUUUUUCUUUAUUCUUGGAAACUAAAGACACAUCAUACUCCAAGCAUUGUUUCCGUUUCUUUAAUGAAUACUACCAUUUUUCGACACUUAUUAUUACUGAAUGUUCUAUUUUAUGAUAUUUCUCUCAUUCGGUAUUGUUUGAACUUAAUAGGUUCCCUUACGUUCAGUAAAGGUCCUGCAAGUCAAGUCAUUAUAUUCUAGUAUUUUUAAGGAAUCUGUUUACGUAGCGGAACUAACAUAUGAGGCCCCAUUGACGAAAGACAAGUUUCCUGUUUAUUCUUGGAGGGAGUCUUGGAGGCGUUGUGGGACAUCCUUACAUUACUCUUCCGGUGACAGCGCUAAGGGCCCAUUGUUGACCUGUUCUAAGAACCAAUCCCCUUUCGUCCAUCUCCACUUCUUGUGGAUGCUCAGCGAAAAAUGAAUUAAUAAAUAGAUCAAUAAAUAAUAAAGUGUAGAUAACUUCAAAGGCGUCUACCACGUAAAUAUGUCUUCAGGUAAAAAUGUAGGAUGAGAAAUGUUAACAACAUAGAGCGUCGUAGUCUUUCAGCUUUACAAUCUAUUUGCAUAUUCACCUGUUUAUUGUAUAGGCUCCAAUAAAGAUACUCAUUACUA
Molecule: messenger RNA, 3682 nt
Organism: Macrobrachium nipponense
Lineage: Eukaryota; Metazoa; Arthropoda; Malacostraca; Decapoda; Palaemonidae
Exons: 3
Coding region: 420-1466 (348 amino acids)
Source: RefSeq, a predicted model, not a curated record